GGGAGCCUGGUGCCGGAUUACUGGGUCGACGGCUCCAACAGGGAUGCUCUGGGCGAUUUCUUCGAGGUGGAGUCGGAGCUGGGACGGUGCAUAAUUCAUAGUAGGAGUGCCUCUCACGUCAGAUGACCCGCCGAACUCUCCACUGGAGGACUACUUAGGUGUCUAUGCAGGCUGUUCAAACUGACUCUCUUCCGCUCACUUCCAGCCAGCAGCCACUAGCAAAACUGCUCCUCUGUUUGUGUACUUCAUCUCAGGGUGCUACAUCCAUUGUGUACAGAUGCAAACAGAAGGGGACCCAGAAGCCUUAUGCUCUCAAAGUGUUAAAGAAAACAGUGGACAAAAAAAUCGUAAGAACUGAGAUAGGAGUUCUUCUUCGCCUCUCACAUCCAAACAUUAUAAAACUUAAAGAGAUAUUUGAAACCCCUACAGAAAUCAGUCUGGUCUUAGAACUCGUCACAGGAGGAGAGCUGUUUGACAGGAUUGUGGAAAAGGGAUAUUAUAGUGAACGAGAUGCUGCAGAUGCUGUCAAACAGAUCUUGGAGGCAGUUGCUUACCUACAUGAAAAUGGGAUUGUCCAUCGUGAUCUCAAACCAGAGAAUCUUCUCUAUGCAACUCCAGCACCAGAUGCGCCACUCAAAAUUGCUGAUUUUGGACUCUCCAAAAUCGUGGAACAUCAAGUACUCAUGAAGACAGUAUGUGGAACCCCGGGAUACUGUGCACCUGAAAUCCUUAGAGGCUGUGCCUAUGGACCCGAGGUGGACAUGUGGUCUGUGGGAAUAAUCACCUACAUCUUACUUUGUGGAUUUGAACCAUUCUAUGAUGAGAGAGGUGAUCAAUUCAUGUUCAGGAGAAUUCUGAAUUGUGAAUAUUACUUCAUCUCUCCCUGGUGGGAUGAAGUAUCUCUGAAUGCCAAGGAUUUGGUCAGAAAAUUAAUUGUACUGGAUCCUAAGAAAAGGCUGACUACCUUUCAAGCUCUCCAGCACCCAUGGGUCACAGGUAAAGCAGCCAAUUUUGUACACAUGGAUACGGCUCAAAAGAAGCUCCAAGAAUUCAAUGCCCGGCGCAAGCUCAAGGCGGCGGUCAAGGCCGUGGUGGCCUCCUCCAGGCUCGGCAGCGCCAGCAGCAGCCACAGCAGUGUCCAGGAGGGCCGGGCUAGCCGGGAGCCGUCUCCACCUCAGGCCGGCGACGAGGGCGUCCCGGGGGGCGAGGGGCCCCCGGCGGCAGCUGAGGGGGCCGGGGCGGAGCUACCGGAGGUGCAGGCGGGGGAGGAGGUCAGCGGUGAUGAUGGAGACCCGGCGGCCCCCAGGAUGGAGCCCGCGGCGUGGGAGGAGGAGAUGGAGGGGGCCGUCCUGGAGACGGAGGGGCGCCCGGCCGGGGAGACGCGGGUGACUGCUGGAGCUGCGGCAGCCCCUGGAGGACCAGAGGAGGACCCUGCCCUGGAGGUCGGAGCUCAGCAGGGUGACGCGGUCCUGCCAGAGGACUAGUGGCUUUCUUCCUAUGUGGGAGCCAAAUCCGGGCACUUUGUGCGUUUUGUCCUUCAGCAAGGAAGGUGGAAGCAUGAUGUGCACUAUAGUGUGAUUCUGUUUCUGAGGUGAAAAAAAUACAUAUGUAUCAGUUGGUAAUCCUAACUUCAAUGCAUGUGACUGCUUUAUGAAAAUAUAGUGUCUCCUAUGGUACGUAAUGGAUAUCAGAUACUGAUGAAUUAAUUAAAUUUGAAAUUGCAAGUAAACACAACAUAUCAAAACAUACAUUUUCAGGGACCAGUAGUGCACAUUUGAGGUAAAUACUAACAAAUUGUUUUUGCUUUGAAAACCUGGCUAUCCUCCACCCUUUGGAUUUCUUCAGAAGGUAAUUCCUUUGGACUGUUGCUCAGCUAAUACUAGGUAGAGCUAUAAGAUGUAUUCCCAUGACAUUUACAGUAUCUUCAGUAAUGUGUUCAAACUGUUUACAAGAAGAUGGUUAGGUUAUAGUUGUAUCGUGCGUGCAAAAAAAUUGCAUAUAUACCACUUAUAAUGGUAAGAAACUGAAGCAUAUUUUAAGGGCUAUGAAACCAUAUGCCCGUAAACCUUGUGUGGAGAAUGCUUUUUUAUCUUGUCUUUAUUUAUAUACACCAUAUUACUAAUAACCCAAAAUGUUCUAUCACAAAAUUCUGCCAUUUUAUAGUCCUGGAAAAAAGUCUUUUACAAACUCAUGCUGAGGAAUUUAUUCUCACCUUCACCUGCUCUCUAAUAAGAAGUCCUUAUGAUGGACAGCACUUAGAAGUUGGAAAAAGAAACUUAGUGAAAAAAGAAAAACUGGAAUUAGACUGUGAAGACUGACUUUGCCACUUCAAAUAAAAUUGAAUUUAUUCAUGAGCUUGUACAGUUUUAAAAAUAGGAACAUUUUUAUGGAUAAAUUCUAUACUAACCAAGGUUCUAAAUUUAUAAAAAAUCUAUACGAAUGGCUGGUGCAAAAAUGUCUGAAUAGAAUGAGAGUAAUAUCCCAUUGUAAGAUCAUUCAUUAUUUAAUUCACUAUAGUAAGGAAGGGGCUUCCCCAGUGGCCCAGCGGUAAAGAAUCAGCCUUCGAUGCAGGAGAUGCGGGUUCGAUCGCUGGAUCAGGAAGAUUCCCUGGAGGAGGAAAUGGCAACCCACUCCAGUAUUCUUGCCUGGAAAAUCCCAUGGACGGAGGAGCCUGGUGGGCUACAGUCUAUGGGGUCGCGAGGGAUCGGAUACAAUUGAGCAUGCACACACAUAGUAAGGAAACAUUUUUGUUUAUAAAAGUUCUUUUUUCCUUCAACUGAUGGUUCUUUAGAUACAUUGCUUAUGGGCUAAAGAUAUUUCUAAAAAGCUAGUAUACUUUUUUCUCAUGCUUGGAAUGGAAGCACUCAUAAUUCACAAUGUAGUUUUGAAAGUUUCCAUGUUGAAAAAUUUAGGGCAAUGCAACUUUUCAUUUAGUUUAAUAAACAAAAACAAAGGGAAAAAAUAAACUUUGAUUUAAAAUCAGACUCUUGAGAAGCUGUAACAUUAGACCUAAUACUUCACCAUGAUUUUUUUCAAAAUAUUUUUCUUUGGUUUUCAUAUAAACACUUUUUACUUAUAAAAACUCACAGUUAAAUUCCAAACAUCUCAGAUUUAUCUCUAGUUUGAGCUUAAAUGGACAUUUUAAUCAACUUAGUUAUAUAGCAUAUUUUAGUAGGUUUCCUUAAUUUAAAAAAUUAUUUUCAGGCCAAAAUUUUGGACAAUAAAAAUGACUAUCAGAUAAAAAUCCUCAUCAAAAAGAGAGAUCUUAAAUUCUUUUGGUGCUUCCUCAGAACUAUUAAGUUGGAAAAUUAAAUUAAACCUCUGGAUUCUGGGGACUGUCAGACCUUGUAGACGUUCUACUUUCCAAGUGCAGGUCUUAACUUCACUACUGUUCUCAUGAGGAAAAUAAAGUAGGACUUCUUGUCUUCCCUAAUAUAAGGGCCUGACGGGUCACUGACAUGGAGGAGAAGGCCCGCAAGGCACACACGUAUGAGCAUCUGAGAAAGAGCGCUUUUGUUUGUUUUAUGUUUAUUGACUAGUAGAGACUAUUUAUCUUCUUUACUGUCUCUUUCCUUCUUUAUUCUCUCAGUUUCCGUCUUAGGUAUUAUAAGAUGCUGACUAGUUUUAACCUUUUAAGAAUGCCUUGUUCCCUAAGCAUGAAGAUUUCCGUUUUAAUGGCUGAGUAAUAUUCCACUGUGUGUGUGCCACGGCCUUCUUAGCCUUUGUGUCCUUUCCCGGGGAGACUUCCCGUGAAGUCUCUCUACAUGGUUAGCUGAUAGAUGGCACGCGCCCCACAUAUUUGGAAAAGGGAAGAAGAGAGGGAAAGGAAUCUCAGUGGAAUAGAGCAUACAGUCAGAUGAAGACACAGGGUCCCCCCAGCCCCUGUAUCACCCCAGCCCUCGGGGCUGCCUGCGUGGGUCGGACCUGGGGACCGUGUUGUGUGAAGAGCGCUGCAGAUCCAGGAGGCCAGCGUGCAUUCAAGAAUUUACCCAGUUACACCAGCGCACACACCCGCUCCCUGAUGAGUGAGGGUGUGUGUAAUUUCCUCUUUUUAACCUGCAGAUUGCACUCUCUCAAAAUCAGAGGGAGUUUUAGAUUUUGAUUUGAAUGUUAAAAAUUAAGACCUGAUAAUGCCUAAAUGACUGAGAGUCAUUUCAGUGGAAAACAAGCUUUCACAAAAAUCUAUCAUUUCAUCCAAAUGAUUCAACCUGAGAUUUCAUAGAGAUGCUAUUUAAAUUACCAUAGUUAACGUUUUUGAAAGAACAAUACACAUUUAUAUUCCCUGUUAAAAUGGGAUAUAUUAUCUCUCUCAAAGAGUACUUAGCUAAAUAAUAGUAGGCUAAUGCAGAUAGAACCUUAAUUUGAUGAAUUAUUUUGUAAUGUUUCCUUUAUUUGAUGAUAUAGUCACAAAGCAAAAUAAUCAAGGGAAUUUCAGCAAACAAUAAACUACAUUUUGCAUUUUAGAACUGACAGUUUUUAUAUUGCAUUAUUGAUUUUUGUUCUCAAAUAAGUUCAGAUACAUAGCAUAAACCAGACUAUUUUGCCACAGAGAAGGACAUUCUUGAAUUAUUUUCCCCAUUAACAAAGUCUAAUUGGAAUCCCAGUGGUUUUUUUUUCUCAAACCAGAAGAGCACAUUUGUCCCACAAAUACAUAAGGUAGAAAUUAGACACUGUUAGAGACGUUAUUGUCUAGAAAAAGUCCCGCCUGAUAUGAAUGAUACAAGCCACAUGUGUAAUUUUAACUUUUCUCUUAGACACAUUUUUAAAAGUAAAAAAAAAAAAAAAGCUGAUAAAAUUAACUGUAUAUUUUAAUAUAUCCAAACUAUUAUUCUAAUAUAUAAUCAGUAUGAAGAACUAA
Molecule: messenger RNA, 4858 nt
Organism: Odocoileus virginianus texanus
Lineage: Eukaryota; Metazoa; Chordata; Mammalia; Artiodactyla; Cervidae
Source: RefSeq, a predicted model, not a curated record